Messenger RNA from Tripterygium wilfordii, 2344 nucleotides. RefSeq names its product xyloglucan galactosyltransferase MUR3-like. The coding region runs from base 370 to 2121 and encodes 583 amino acids. Gene Ontology annotation, molecular function: glycosyltransferase activity. The record is from RefSeq and is a predicted model, not a curated record. The transcript has 3 exons. Lineage: Eukaryota; Viridiplantae; Streptophyta; Magnoliopsida; Celastrales; Celastraceae.
CCCCGUCAGUCCUUUCAUUCACUCUUUCUAUAUAUGGUCUUUGUUGUUGAUUGAAAUCUGGUUUUCUUGAGUAAUCCUAUUGUGCUCAACAAAUUCAGUUACAGAUCGAGCGAACUCAGCGGUUCCUUGUGAUUCGUGCUGAUUCGAGCUCCUAAAUAGAAACACUGUUCAAGUUGUAGAUUGAAUCAUAUAGUUUCGAUAUUCUGGUUUAACUGUGUGGCCUUUUUCCAUCUUUGGUUUAAGCUAAAUCAGUUCAAUUGGUGGUGUUUGGCUGUUGGUGUUGUUGUUUACUUGAUUUACUGAAUUGGGUGUGCGUUAGUUUCUAUAAUCGACGACAUGGUUGUAUGAUUUGUUGAAAUUAACGAUCUGAUGAGACGCCGUCCGACGGCGAGCAUCCCUUCAGAGAUGAUGGAGAAGGGAAGUGCCAAAAAUCAGCAUACUCGCCUCUGCUUCUUGGCUGCGUUGUCUGCAUUUUUCUGGAUUUUGUUGUUCUACUUCCAUUUUGUUGUUCUAGGAGGUAGUGCCCUUGAUGAAUCUCUUAAAUUAGGUCCCAGGUCCAUUAACACCCAAUCCACUACUCCUGCUGGAGUGGAGCCUGGUCAUGUUUUCACUCAAUCCAUCCCUGCCCCAUUGAGCAAGAACCCUCCCAAGACUUCCCAGAAUGUUAAGCAAAGAACCGAGGAAUACCCUUUUAUGAGAGCCUUGAAAACUGGAGAGAAUAAGAGUGAUCAUUGUGGAGGAAGGUACAUUUAUGUGCACGAUCUGCCUCCGAGGUUCAAUGCAGACAUGCUCAAGAAGUGCAAGAGUUUGAGUCUUUGGACCAAUAUGUGUAACUUUACCACCAAUGCUGGGUUGGGGCCUCCACUGGAGAAUGUUGAAGGGGUGUUUUCCAAUACAGGAUGGUAUGCCACGAGUCAGUUUGCUGUAGAUGUGAUAUUCAGCAAUCGAAUGAAGCAGUAUGAGUGCCUGACAAAUGAUUCCUCAAUUGCUGCGGCUAUAUUUGUGCCAUUUUAUGCGGGUUUUGAUAUAGCUAGGUAUCUUUGGGGGCAUAAUAUAUCAACCAGAGAUGCUGCUUCACUUGAUUUGGUUGAUUGGCUCAUGAAGAGGCCUGAGUGGCAUAUCAUGGGAGGCAGGGAUCAUUUUCUGGUGGCAGGGCGGAUAACAUGGGAUUUUAGGAGACUUUCAGAUGAAGAGACUGACUGGGGUAACAAGCUUUUGUUUCUACCUGCUGGGAGGAAUAUGUCAAUGCUUGUGGUUGAGUCCAGCCCCUGGAAUGGCAAUGAUUUUGGCAUUCCAUAUCCUACUUACUUCCAUCCUGCAAGGGAUUCUGAUGUCUUCAUCUGGCAGGACAGGAUGCGGAAAUUAGAGCGGAAAUGGCUGUUCUCUUUUGCUGGUGCCCCACGCCCUGACAACCCCAAAUCUAUUAGAGGGAAGAUCAUUGAUCAGUGCAAGAGUUCAAAAGUGGGAAAGCUCUUGGAAUGUGAUUUUGGGGAGAGUAAGUGUCAUUCUCCAAGCAGUAUAAUGCAGAUGUUUCAAAGCUCCCUUUUCUGUUUACAGCCACAAGGUGAUUCGUACACACGGAGAUCUGCUUUUGACUCAAUGUUAGCAGGCUGUAUACCUGUCUUCUUCCAUCCAGGGUCAGCAUAUACACAGUACACUUGGCAUCUUCCAAAGAAUUACAGUAUAUAUUCAGUGUUUAUUCCAGAGGAUGACAUCCUUAAAAGAAAUGUCAGCAUAGAGGAGAGGCUUAGUCAAAUUUCUCUAGAGCAGGUGAAGAUCAUGAGGGAGCAGGUUAUUAAUCUCAUUCCGCGAUUGAUAUAUGCAGAUCCUCGCUCAAAAUUGGAGACUCUUAAAGAUGCUUUUGAUGUUGCUGUACAGUCAGUCAUUGACAAAGUUACAAGGUUGCGUAAGAACAUUAUGGAAGGCCGCACAGAAUAUGACAAUUUUGUAGAGGAGAACAGUUGGAAGUAUGCCUUACUAGAUGAAGGACAGCGAGAGGUGGGAGGUCAUGAGUGGGAUCCUUUCUUCUCAAAACCAAAAGAUGGCAGUGGUGAUUCUGGUGAGUCAUCUGCGGAAGCUGCUAAAAAUUCUUGGAAGAAUGAGCAGAGAAGUCAUGAAUGAAACAGGCGCCCAGAUCCAUGUUUAAAACAUAACACAGAUGCAUAUCAUCCUGUUUCUGAUAUGGUUUCAUAGAAAUUUUCUGGAAGUUUUUGCAUUAUGGAUUAUUUGUCACCCAUUCUUUGUAGUGUAUAUUAGCUGAGAUUCAUCAUUUCCUCUGCUUAAUGUUAUUGUUCAAUAAAUGGAUACGGGAAAUAAUAUAGAGCAUUAAUAGCCGUUUCUCGAC